Messenger RNA from Rhipicephalus sanguineus (brown dog tick), 1624 nucleotides. It is a transcript of the gene Snap29, whose product is annotated as synaptosomal-associated protein 29. Lineage: Eukaryota; Metazoa; Arthropoda; Arachnida; Ixodida; Ixodidae. Gene Ontology annotation, cellular component: SNARE complex; plasma membrane. The coding region runs from base 43 to 918 and encodes 291 amino acids. The transcript has 4 exons. Gene Ontology annotation, molecular function: SNAP receptor activity; syntaxin binding. The record is from RefSeq and is a predicted model, not a curated record. Gene Ontology annotation, biological process: synaptic vesicle fusion to presynaptic active zone membrane; exocytosis; synaptic vesicle priming.
GGCAACACUGGGCUAAGGUCACGUGCCAGUCAAAAUUGAAAGAUGGCGAGCGCUGGACGAGGAAAGGCAGCAGCGAAUCCGUUUUUCGAUGACGAAACUACCGAAGACGUGGACGACUUCACUUUCCUCAACAGUGCCCGCAAAAGCAGUUCGCCGUACUCACUGGGAAAUGAGCAAAACCUCCGCAAUCGGCAAUGGGAGCAGCAGCGCGAGCAGCUACUGCUCGAACGUCAGCAGCUGGAAGACAGCAUCCUGCAAAGCUCCAACUCGGCCGUGCGCGUAUUGUAUGACACAGAACAAGUUGGCAUAGCCACUGCCGAGGAAUUGGCGCACCAAGGCGAACAGCUUAAAAAUGUUGACCGUAAACUGGACACCAUCAACACGAACCUCAAAGUCAGCCAGAAGCACCUGAAUUCCAUGAAGAGCAUUUUUGGAAGCAUCAAGAGUUACUUCCGCGGCGGUAGCAGCGCUGAUGCCUCUAGAAAUGUGGGUGCCACUGCUGGAUUUGGAGCCGACGAAGAAGAAGAAGAGCAGCCUGCAACCGACCUCCAGAAGGCGUUGAACAAAGUGAAACAGGAGAGCAGCGCGUCAAGACCGUCCACGCAUCCCGCCUUUCGGGUUCGAGGCCUGGACACCUCUGGAUUCGGGACCGGCUUCGAGGACGAGCAAGGAGACUUUGCUGCAAAGCCACAGCAGCCAGCCUACAAGAAUCGUUCGGCUGAGAUUGAGCAGAAGCUAGACUCGAACCUCGCGGAACUCGACAGCGGUCUCGGGAGACUGAAGUUCCUGGCACAAGGCCUUGGCAGGGAGCUGGACGACCAGAACGAGUUGCUGGACAACUUGACGGAGAAGACUGAUCUGGCUGAAGGAACCGUUGUGCACCAGAACAGUCAGAUCAGGCGAAUCCUCAAGAAGUGAACGACACCACGCCAGGACGCCAUUCGAUCUGCCCAUGACAAGGUUGACACGCAAAACACUUUCCAAGAACGGUGCGGAGGAAAACGUCACAAGAUUGUGUUACACCGAUGGAGUUCGUGGAGCUUAGGAGUGAAUACUCUAGGCAACUAUCCACAGUUGUUCCAGAAUUUCUCUUUCUUUCCUUUUUUUUUUUUUAACAGUUUGCCACGGUAUUUUUCAGAGUACAGGACUCGAGUUGAAUUAAAACAGUUCGCUGGAACACUGCGAAAUUCGGAACAGUGAGUUGUUUCGAAGCAGGUCUGCGGUGCAUUGGCUGAUAAACAAUGCGGAGUUUCACGUCUCUGUUAAGGUACAGGUGUUAAAUUUUGCAAUAUCUUUUUAUCAUCUUAACACUACCAUAAGUGGUAAAAAAGGGUGUAACAUUUUGUUGUUUUGCAUUGAAUACACAUUAGUGUUACCUUUAUGACUUUUUGUGGUAGCAUUGACAGAAUGUGAUAGUACAGUUGUCUUGUCUGGUAUAUUGUUUAGACCAACUGCGUGCUCUGAGAGCGCUGGGGAUUUUUUUUUUUUCUUGGUGGGAACACUGCUGCAUAGGAGUAUUUGUUACAUUUGGGUUUAACUGUACAUAGCAGCACUCCCCGAUUUCUCGGUGCUUUCAGUGGCACCACCUGAGGCAAAUUACUGAUAAUAAAUAUUAUUCAUCGUU